AUGCACGAGUGUCAGGGAACUAUGCAGCCUAUGCUAGCCCUUGGUCUGCUCCUGCUGCUGAGCCUCGACGGAGGUGUGGCCGUGGCGGCGGAAGACGGCCAGUUCGCCUACCAAGGCUUCGCCGCCGCGAACCUCACCCUGGACGGCGUCGCCGCCGUCACGCCCAACGGCCUCCUGCUGCUCACCGACACGGAGUACCAGACAACAGGCCAUGCCUUCCACCCCGCACCACUCCGCUUCCUCGACAGCUCCACCACGAUGACGAACAGCGCCGCCAUGGCGCGGUCCUUCUCCGCGUCCUUCGUGUUCGCCAUUAGGUCAAGAUACGAUGGCCUGACCAGCUACGGGCUUGCCUUCGUCGUCGCGCUGACCUCGAACCUCUCAGCUGCCGAGAGCGGGCGGUACCUGGGCCUCCUCAACGCGACAAAUGGCACGGCCAGCGAUCCCAUCUUGGCGGUUGAGCUCGACACCAUCAUGGACGUCGAGUUCCGUGACAUCAACAGCAACCACAUCGGCAUCGACGUCAACAGCCUCAUCUCACGGCAGGCCAAGCAGGCUCGGUACUACAGCGACGAGAACGGCGCCUUUCAAGAGCUGAGGCUGAACAGCCGCCAACCGCUGCAGGUGUGGGUAAACUAUGAUGCACAGGUCAGACAACUCAAUGUGACAUUAGCGCCCGUGCAGCUACCAAAGCCCAAGAUUCCUCUACUCUCCGAACUCAUUGGUCUCUCCUCAAUCAUGGCGGACAAGAUGUAUGUUGGCUUUUCGGCUUCCGGAGGUUGGGGCGUAGGUACGCACCACUAUGUCCUUGGAUGGAGUUUUAGCUUGGACGGACCUGCCCCGCUGCUAGACUUCUCCAAGCUUCUUGUCCUACCACGCCUGGGUCCCAAACCUCGGUCGAAGAUCUUGGAUGUCGUGUUGCCACUAGCUGUGACAUUGCUUGUCAUUGCAAUGCUAGUUGUCAUCUUCUUCUUCUUGUGGCAUCGGCGUCGAUUUGCUGAGGUUCGAGAAGAUUGGGAGGACGAGUUCGGCCCACACCGUUUCGCGUACAGGGAUCUAUUUCAUGCCACUGAGGGGUUUUCCGGUACGAAUUUACUUGGUGUGGGAGGAUUUGGAAGAGUGUAUAGAGGAGUGCUUUCUGCGUCCAAUUUGGAGGUUGCGGUGAAGAGAGUGUCACAUGAUUCAAAACAAGGAAUAAGGGAGUUCACCGCAGAGGUGGUGAGCAUUGGUCGUCUCCGCCACCGUAAUCUCGCUCAGUUACUAGGCUAUUGUCGGCGAAAGGGUGAACUUCUAUUGGUUUAUGAGUACAUGGAAAAUGGUAGUCUUGACAAGUACUUGUAUAAUGAAAAUAAGCCAGCUCUACAUUUAUCCGAGAGGUAUCGGAUCAUCAAAGAUGUUGCAUCAAGUUUGUUGUAUCUUCAUGAGGAAUGGGAGCAAAUCGUCAUCCAUCGAGAUAUAAAGGCUAGUAAUGUGCUCUUGGACAGUCAGAUGAUUGGACGGCUCGGUGAUUUUGGUCUAGCAAGGUUAUAUAACCAUGGGACGGUUGCUACAACAAUACAUGUGGUGGGCACCAUGGGGUACCUUGCACCAGAACUUAUACGCACAGGAAAGGCGACACCUUUAACCGACGUGUUCGCAUUGGGCAUGUUUCUUCUAGAGGUCGCUUGUGGGCGUAGGCCAAUUGGAAGCAACAAGGACAUCACACAAGUAGUGUUGGUCGACUGGGUGCUUGAACAUCAUCGCAGUGGCUCAAUUCUGGAUGCGGUGGAUCCAUGUCUCGUGGGGAAUUUCAACACAGAGGAAGCCACCAUCCUUCUCAAAUUAGGUUUAUUAUGCGCCUACCCAUCGCCCAAUGGAAGGCCUAGCAUGCGGAAGGUCAUGCAAUACCUGGACCGUGACCAGACAACUCCUGACCCACCUCCAACGUACAUGAGUUACAGCACGAUAGCGAUGAUGCAGAAUGAGGGGUUCGACUCGUACAUAAUGUCGUGUCCUCCAUCGAACACGAGUAUGGGCACUGUACCUGGUGAGUCUUCAGUGGAGAUUCCGCAAGAGGGGAGGUGA
Triticum dicoccoides is the source of this 2064-nucleotide messenger RNA. RefSeq names its product L-type lectin-domain containing receptor kinase SIT2-like. Gene Ontology annotation, biological process: protein phosphorylation. Gene Ontology annotation, molecular function: protein kinase activity; carbohydrate binding; ATP binding. The record is from RefSeq and is a predicted model, not a curated record. The transcript has 3 exons. Lineage: Eukaryota; Viridiplantae; Streptophyta; Magnoliopsida; Poales; Poaceae. The coding region runs from base 1 to 2064 and encodes 687 amino acids.